UGAUACACACAAAAAUAAUACGACGACCAAAUUUUUAAAAUUAGUCACGCCGAAGACGAAAGGUCCGAAACUUAUCACUUCUUAUUUCUCUCAUUCUCUUCCUCUACGUCGUUGUCUACUUUCGUGCCUCCGCUGAUGAUGAAAGACAAAGAAGAGCGAAGGAACUGGGCGGAGCUUCCGUCGGAGUUGACGUCUCUGAUCCUGGGCCGACUUGGUGCAGUUGACAUACUUGAAAAUGCUCAGAAGGUGUGCACACCGUGGCGACGCGUCUGUAAAGACCCUUCGAUGUGGAAGAAGAUCGACUUGCGAGACCUUAGGAACAGUGGAAUGGGAGACUUGGAUUUCGAUAUCUUGUGCCGUCACGCUGUUGAUCUCAGCCAGGGCGGCUUGCUGGAGAUCCACAUCGAGAACAUUACUACCGAUAGACUCCUCACCUACAUCGCCGAUAGAUCGAGGAAUCUGAGAAGUCUUGGACUUCGAAUGUACUAUUCAUCAGGUGUGACGAAAAAAGGACUUGUGAAGGCAAUCACAAAACUUCCAUUGCUUGAAACCCUCGAGGUCUCACACUCAUUGAUUAAACUCGAUUUAAAAGCUAUAGGCUACUCUUGCCCACAGCUUAGGACAUUGAACCUAAACUCCUCAGGGUUGUCAGGCUUACCCUAUUUCGUUAAACGUGAUGAUGAUGAUUAUGCUCUAGAAAUCGUUGAAAGCAUGCCCGGUCUACGCCACCACCAGCUUCUAGGCAACAUGCUACAAGAAAACAAGGAUGUAACCGACGGAAAUACCGACGGCCUUAAAUCCGACCGACGGAAAACCGAUCAAUUUUUGACGAAAUUAUUUUUAUCGGUACCUGUCGGUUUUUCGUCGGUAAAUUACCGACGGAUUUAAUUACCGAUGGAUUUAAAACCGUCGGUAAUUAUUUAGAAUUUUGACGGACUACCGACGGAUUAGGACCGUUAGU
Capsella rubella is the source of this 961-nucleotide messenger RNA. RefSeq names its product putative F-box protein At4g05475. Lineage: Eukaryota; Viridiplantae; Streptophyta; Magnoliopsida; Brassicales; Brassicaceae. The transcript is spliced from 2 exons. Bases 136 to 888 code for a protein of 250 amino acids. The record is from RefSeq and is a predicted model, not a curated record. Gene Ontology annotation, molecular function: protein binding.